Molecule: messenger RNA, 1140 nt
Organism: Penicillium argentinense
Lineage: Eukaryota; Fungi; Ascomycota; Eurotiomycetes; Eurotiales; Aspergillaceae
Exons: 1
Coding region: 1-1140 (379 amino acids)
Source: RefSeq, a predicted model, not a curated record
AUGGCACCUGCGAAAAGGAAGAGACCGCGGUUCUCAGCAGAUAAAUCCGUCCACCUGCUCGGUAGUCUGUCUGGGUCUCCAACGACGAACAGAAGACACACGACGCGACUUGAUCCUAUCCACGAUAUUCUACCGUCGCCUGAGUCGCGAAAGCGCUCCCGUCGAAGCGAACCAAUUCCACGGCGCAGGCGACCUCGUACUCGUCAAAACAAUCGCCAGCUAACAUCCGAGCCUGAUGAGCCCGAGCCCGAGCCUAGAUCCGAUAGCAUAGCAGAAAUCUUCGAGGAAGCGGAAUCGCAUAAGAGAUCACGGAUUGCCAGCGACUACGAACAUGCCGAAGAAGCAACGAGAUUUCAAAAUGGAGGGGAAGCACAAGAAGAAGAAGAAGAAGAAGAAGAAGAAGAAGAAGACGACGACGACUACGACGAACCCCCGCUGUUCGGUGAUCAAAAUGAGGCUGAUGAGGACGCGGCUGGACACCAACUAGGAAUGGAACUGAGCGCCGAAGAUGCCGAGGAAACGAAUACUUAUUCAAUUGACAUUCUCGGUGAAUACAACGACGAUGAAGAUGAAGUAGUUGGAUACCAUCUGGAGACGGAGAUGGACGACGAAAAUUCCGACAAUGAAGACAUUAAAUCAGCGACACCUCAGAAUGGGGAAGAGAACGAAUCGAUUGGCCUGUCUGAUCAUCAAAAUGAUGAAGAAAAUCUAGCCCGCCACCAGCUAGACAUAGAAAUGGACACCGGAGACGAACACGACGAAGAAGGGGACGAUGGAGGUGAUGGAGGUGAACAUGACGAAGACGGAGAUGAUAUGAACGAGAACGGCAGUAGCGGCCCUGUCCAAGGACAAGGAGAAGCAAACACAACCGAAGACUGUAGACUCCCCGGGAGCUUCCAACUGCCAACUAUCCACGCACAACUCAGCGUGCACGGAAAUACGGUCAACCGGAACCUACACCAUGCAGUGUUGGUGUUCAUGUCGACGAAGUCAUCGACUCAACUCAGAGUUCCAUGUCUCACGGCUACGCAGAGACCAUUGCUAGCGCUGAUGAAGAGGGUCGACAACAAUCCGUUCAGCCAGAUGAAAGGUCAGGCCCACAACAUAGCAACACCAGUGGCCAACUUUUCCGGGACUUAG